CCAGCCAUGUCCUUCCGGAAGGUGGUUCGGCAGAGCAAGUUCCGGCACGUGUUCGGGCAGCCGGUGAAGACGGAGCAGUGCUACGACGACAUCCGCGUGUCCCGCGUCACCUGGGACAGCACCUUCUGCGCCGUCAACCCCUCCUUCGUGGCCAUCAUCGUGGAGGCCAGCGGCGGCGGCGCCUUCCUCGUGCUCCCCUUGCACAAGACCGGCCGCAUCGACAAGUCCUACCCCACGGUGUGCGGGCACACGGGCCCCGUGCUGGACAUCGAUUGGUGUCCCCACAACGACCGCGUCAUCGCCAGCGGCUCCGAGGACUGCACCGUUAUGGUCUGGCAGAUCCCGGAGGGCGGCCUGAGCCAACCGCUGACGGAGCCGGUGGUGAUGCUCGAGGGGCACUCCAAGCGCGUGGGCAUCAUCGCCUGGCACCCCACUGCCCGCAACGUGCUGCUCAGCGCCGGCUGCGACAACGUGGUGCUCAUCUGGAACGUGGGCACGGCGGAGGAGCUCUACCGCCUGGACGGGCUGCACCCGGACCUCAUCUACAGCGUGAGCUGGAGCCGCGACGGCGCCCGCUUCUGCACCGCCUGCAAGGACAAGAGCGUCCGCGUGGUCGACCCGCGCCGCGGCACCGUGGUGGCCGAGAAGGAGAGGGCCCACGAGGGGGCUCGCCCCAUGCGAGCCAUCUUCUUGGCCGACGGCAAGAUCUUCACCACCGGCUUCAGCCGCAUGAGCGAGCGGCAGCUGGCGCUGUGGGACCUGGAGAACCUGGACGAGCCCAUGGGGCUGCAGGAGCUGGACUCCAGCAAUGGGGCUCUGCUGCCUUUCUAUGACCCCGACACCAACGUGGUCUAUGUGUGCGGCAAGGGGGACUCGAGCAUCCGGUACUUCGAGAUCACGGAGGAGCCUCCCUACAUCCACUUCCUCAACACCUUCACCAGCAAGGAGCCGCAGCGGGGCAUGGGCUGGAUGCCCAAGCGCGGGUUGGACGUCAGCAAGUGCGAGAUCGCCAGGUUCUACAAGCUCCAUGAGCGCAAGUGUGAGCCCAUCGUCAUGACGGUGCCGAGGAAGUCGGACCUGUUCCAGGACGAUCUGUACCCGGACACGGCGGGCCCCGAGCCCGCCAUGGAGGCGGAGGAGUGGGUGUCGGGGCGCACGGCGGGGCCGGUGCUGCUCUCCCUGCGCCACGCUUACGUGCCCAGCAAGCAGCGGGACCUCAAGGUGAACCGGCGCAGCCUGGGCCACGACGGGCGGGCACCGGGCACCGGCACCACCGGCAGGACCACGCCGCCCCCCACCAACACCGCCCGCGUCAGCGCACCCCCGGCACUGGGCACCGGCACCGCAGCCAACCCG
This is a messenger RNA of Pezoporus flaviventris, 1356 nucleotides long. RefSeq names its product coronin-1B-like. The transcript is spliced from 9 exons. Gene Ontology annotation, molecular function: actin filament binding. The annotation marks the transcript as partial. Gene Ontology annotation, biological process: cell migration; actin filament organization. The record is from RefSeq and is a predicted model, not a curated record. NCBI's taxonomy places the organism in Eukaryota, Metazoa, Chordata, Aves, Psittaciformes, Psittacidae.